Molecule: messenger RNA, 636 nt
Organism: Nematocida ausubeli
Lineage: Eukaryota; Fungi; Microsporidia
Exons: 1
Coding region: 1-636 (211 amino acids)
Source: RefSeq, a predicted model, not a curated record
AUGAAUCUGCAGAAUCAGUUGUUCAUGGUUGUUGGAAUGAUCGCACUCAUUUUCACUGGGACAUUCACCACGCUAUUCAUUGUAUCGUCCCCUAGAUCAAUAGAUUACUCCAUGCAAAAAGUCAAUACCCCUGUCCCCAGAAAUGAGCUUGCUGAAUAUUUCUCAAACAGCACAGUCACAUAUAAAAUUUGGUAUGAUGUGCUUAUGGACUUUUCAAUCAUCCAAACACUGGACGAUAUAGACUCUUCGAAUGAUAAUAUCCAAUUCUUUACAGAUAUUGAUAUGGACACUCAAAUCACAGAUCUGCAGCAGCUUGGACCAAAUAUAGUCAGCACCCGGGACUACGUGAAUUUCCAAAAUAGCGAAGAACAGCACGUGUUUUACUUUGCAGAGAGCGAGCAGGCAAAUGUCCAGUAUGUUAUUUCCGCAUAUAAUAACAACUUAAGAAAUAGACAGACUGCUGUGUGUGCAUUUUACAUGCAUAAUGAAGUCUUAAAGGGGUACGUUCUAAAUAAUUUAAUUUUGAGAGCAGUUCAGACGAGCGAGAUAGUUCUUUUAUUAGACGAGCCUGUAGAAUUUGUCAAGAUUAUUGACUUUGAUGGAAAUUCAUAUGAAUUUACAAUGGAAAAUGUUUAG